AUGGCGAACGCAGAAGCAGCCAAGGUGACCAACAAGCAAAUCAUAUUCCCAGACUAUGUGAGGGGAUUCCCAAAAGAAUCCAAUUUUAAAUUAACCACAACUACCAUCGAUCUAAAGCUUCCGGAGGGAUCCACGUCAGUUCUGGUGAAGAAUCUUUACUUGUCUUGCGAUCCUUACAUGCGCAUUUGCAUGGGAAAGCCUGAACCCUUGUCCUCUUCCCUCGUUCCACCGUACGAAACCGGCGUGCCAAUCGUUGGGCUUGGAGUGUCUAAAGUGAUAGAUUCAGGGCAUCCAGAUUACAAAAAGGGCGACUUACUCUGGGGACUAGUUGGAUGGGAGGAGUACAGUGUUAUUACUUUAACUCUUUACUCACACUUCAAGAUCCACCACACCGAUGUUCCACUAUCUUACUACACUGGACUUCUUGGUAUUUUAUCUCACUCUUAG
Molecule: messenger RNA, 447 nt
Organism: Camelina sativa (false flax)
Lineage: Eukaryota; Viridiplantae; Streptophyta; Magnoliopsida; Brassicales; Brassicaceae
Source: RefSeq, a predicted model, not a curated record